This is a messenger RNA of Fomitiporia mediterranea MF3/22, 3479 nucleotides long. RefSeq lists its product as uncharacterized. The transcript has 4 exons. The record is from RefSeq and is a predicted model, not a curated record. The coding region runs from base 761 to 2476 and encodes 571 amino acids. NCBI's taxonomy places the organism in Eukaryota, Fungi, Basidiomycota, Agaricomycetes, Hymenochaetales, Hymenochaetaceae. Gene Ontology annotation, cellular component: nucleus.
UGAGCUUCUACAUAGAUGCUCUUGCGUACAUAAGUCCCUCUACAUCUCCCGCCGUCGCGACCGACUCCCUCUCGAGUCUCCCUCCUCGUGUCUUUCCAACACCUCCACCUCCGGUACCACCACUCUCCCGUGUUCGCUGCUCUUUGCCGCAGGAGCACUAGUCUAGCCCCUCGUGCAGCCCACGCGUCUCGCAUAUAGAGACCACCUACAAGAGUCGUUGAGAACCAUUUGCUUGGUGUCCCGCGUCUCGCUGUGUUGUCUUAUUCCUUCCUGUCCUUGACACUACUGCUUCCUUACGUCGCUGACGACGAUCCUUGCCUGCUGAUUCGCCUUGAGUUCUAUUGUGACUCUUCCGUCCAUACGAGCUCGGUGGAGAGUUUGACUGAGCUACCUCGUGGGCUGUCAUAAACCGCGACCGUCCCGCGCGCGUUCGAACUUGGGUCGCGCGACGUCUCUUGAUUUCGCGUUCUGCCGGAUCCGCGCCUGCCUUCGCUCCGCAAGGUGACGGCGACCGACCUCCGCUCAUCACACGAUCAGCAGCCCCGUUACUUCUGCCGUCCGCCGACGAUCCCCAUCUCGCGCCGCUCUACAGCCUAUACACACUAAAACGUACCGUAUCACUGCCUGUUAAUUCUCUUGCGCCCUUACUGCGACUCCGUCAUCUCUGGCAUCUUAUAUUGCGACUACAUACCUGCUUCUAGUACCAGUACCUGUCUAUCCGCUGUAUAAUCUGUUUCACUAUCAACAACACACUCCCGCCAUGUCCGCGCCGAUGAACAUUCAGCACCGACGCACUCCUUCGGCGACCAUCUUCGCCGCUCCGCAACCUUCGCAUGCGCAUGCACGCAGUCUCUCUGGCCAGUUCGGUACCAGCUGGUCAGACGCGUUCGACUUCACCUCGUGCUCCCCUCUCAACUCCGAACUUCACCUAGGCGCGACGUCGCCCCCCAUGAGCACCGCCUAUUUGCCUUCGUCAUUCUCGUCCUCAUCCUCGCUAGGGCUAUCUACCUCUACAUCGAUGUGUGCCUCCAUGUCGAUGUCUUGCUCUCCGCGAGCGGAUUAUUUCACCUUUGAGCGUAAUUAUUGUUCCAACUUCGCAUGCUGUGGCAUCACGCUCCCCGACAUGCACGCACUCGUUGCCCACUUCGAGGAAACACAUAUCAACACACCCGACGCCGCCGUGCCAUUUGCAGCCAACUGCGGCGUGGGCCAGCGCGUUGGCGUGGCGGUACCCCAGUCGAAGCCCGUUCCGCAAAUUAAUGUUAACACUACUUUCGGAAUGAACCUGCGUCCGGGCACCGCGUCCAGCGACGCACCCUCACCGCAUUCGUCCGUUGGUCCCGAGACUCCUCCACCUGCAUCUCACGUGCCCGCGUAUGGCUUCCCUUCGCAGCCACAACUGCAGGUCCAGACGCACAUGUAUGCGUCUUCUCGUGCUAACACCGCUUCGCCCUAUCCGCACUCGCCCUUCUCGAGUAACUCGCCAUAUGCGGCGUCUCCGCUUUCUGCGGGCUCUCCCGCCAGUUCAGGCGGUGCUGAGCAUUCGGAUGCAUCUGGAUCUAAUUCCGGCUCUACGGAAGAACUUGGUAUGGAUAUUGAUGUUGAUGUGCUUAUGCACUUUGACCCGCUUGAUGGUGGUGCACAUACACCAUUGGAUAGCACACCUCCCUCACCACUUGCUCACCCGAUUCGACCAGCAUCAGUAUUGCGUGCUGCAGCCCUCAAGAAUAAUGGCACUCCAGAUGCGCCUCCUGUUGGUUUCCCGCCCUCGUUGUUUACUGCGCCAGCUCCUUCCUUGGAAAGAGACGCAAGCAGAAACUCGUCGAAGAAGGAAAAGAAGGAGAAGAGAAGUCGACCGGACAGCCCUGUUCUCGAGGAAUCCGGAAGCUCUAGCUCUGGUGGAGCUGUGCGUAGAGAGAAAGCCCGCAAAACAAUAAGUCCAAUGAACUCGUUACUUGGGGCGACUGUCUCACGCACAUCUUCAAUUUCGUCCCAUGAUGCGUCGCCGAGCAGUGAGGAAGGCGACAAGGAAACUUGUACACAGGAAGAGAAAGUCGAACGUGAAGUACGAACUGGGAGACCGGAACGAGUAGAGAGAAAUGAGAAGGGUGGCAAGAAAGUACGCGAAAAGGCGUACAAAUGUCCUAAGCCAGGAUGCACGAAGAGCUACCUCAACCCGAACGGUCUCAAGUACCACACUUUGAAGGGUACAUGCACUUUUGCAGACGGUUCCACUGCGCCUCCGACACCCGUUACGCCGACCACUCCUUCUGUUCCGUCCGUUCCAUCUCUUCCACUUACCGCUUCAAACUCGCCAAUCCUAUCGAAGGCACCUGUUACAAGCUCAACAACCAUGACAUCACCCACUUCUCCGUUAGCACAUGCAUAUAGACAUCAAACUGGAAUGCCGGUUAUUGCUCCCCCGGCAGCUCCGUCAAUGAUGAUGUAUGCACCUGGCGUCUCGCAAGUGUGCUAAACUGUUUCACUUCUCACAUGCGAGCAAGUGGGGCAGGCAGCGCGUGGAGAGGCAUCGGGAAUGUUUGUUUCCGGCGAAGUCCCGAGUUCCAAGCGAGGCUGAGCGGAAAAGUGGUUAAAGGGUUCUUCCUUCUACGAGGCAACGUUGGGGAGGUGUAUGCGGUAUGGACGAUCUGGGAUCUCGGUUGUUUGCUUGGUGGCUUUUGGCACCGAGUAGACGAAAGUCAACCUUAGCGACGAUGAAGCGAGGCCGAGAAAUCGGACGAGGCGGGGUUUGCACCAGUUUACAAGCGUUGUUAGCUGUGUUUCAAGCUUAGGGGAAUAUUCUGUUACCCGGUCAUCCCGAUGUCCCGUCAUUCAACCGUGCAGCCGUUCAAUGGAAUAGGUACGCGACGAUCGUGCGAUGUCGGAUUUGAGUCCGUCAUGGGAGGGGAGGGGCGGCGCCCGUCUAGCAUGUUGGCUUGGAUCUUCGGCCUCGGUUGGCCUUGUUCCUGGAUUCACUGAGUCCACUUCGCCACGGUCAUUAGGCUCGAUCCUCACCAGUUGGACUCAAUUCGUGUCAGUCUCUAUCACGGUCCAUGAGGGGAUCGAAUAGUUUGGAAAACAAAACGCCUCGAAGACAGGAGAUCUCUGAUUUCUCCGCGAAAAGUAAACAUUUUGAAUGUUUGCGCUGAGCGUCGACAUUCAGAAUGUUGACUAAUAAUCUCAUACCCGCCACUGCGCGUCUCAACCCCAGUCGUCUCCAUUUCAUCUUAUUACUUGCUUUCCCCCAAACCUCAGGCCUUGAUAUUAUAUUCGAACUCGAACCCCACUCCAUUCGCAUUUCAAAAACCGAACUUAUAAUUUUCAUUUUGCCUCCUGCUGCCUGUCUUAUUUGCUCACCCUGUUUAUCGUCACCAUACAGUGUUGACGGAUUUCUCUUCUCUCAUCUCAAUAUUUCCGCUCCGUACCAUAUCUUGCCGUAUAACAUCCCGUCUAAAAUCCUGACUUACAUUCCUCACCGC